Gadus macrocephalus (Pacific cod) is the source of this 3119-nucleotide messenger RNA. RefSeq names its product XK-related protein 8-like. The transcript is spliced from 3 exons. Bases 1089 to 2372 code for a protein of 427 amino acids. Gene Ontology annotation, cellular component: plasma membrane. The record is from RefSeq and is a predicted model, not a curated record. Lineage: Eukaryota; Metazoa; Chordata; Actinopteri; Gadiformes; Gadidae. Gene Ontology annotation, biological process: phosphatidylserine exposure on apoptotic cell surface; engulfment of apoptotic cell; apoptotic process involved in development.
UGAAUGUGAACGCACCCAUCUCACUCCACUGCCUGCAGGACUUUUCUUUAUUUGAAGUGCGCCACCACAUAAAACCUCUGUUUCCUUUGGAAUAAGUGGAACCACUGCUUAUGUUCUGUGUACUUUGUCAAUAAAGCAGCCUUUGUUUUCUAUGUUUCAACUGAUCAGCCUUGGAGACUGGGACAACCCUGUGUGUGGUUAACUUUGUGCUGCUUCAGCUCAUGGCUAUUAGGGUCGUUGGAAUGCCCAAUUCUGGAUCAAUGUGUCAUUCAAAAAUGGUUCAACAAUAUUGUCCAAAGAAUAACCGUGACACUUAAAAGUAAUGUGGGAUAUAUUUGUGGAUAUGUGUUAUAUCUCUACUUUACUUCUGAAUUAAGCAUUGCAGAGAUUGCAGGAUUUAAUCUAAAUAAUAUGGACCACACAUAGACACAUCUGUUGCUUGCUGAGUGCAAAUUAAAUUUAAUACAACUUCCUCGCCCCACCAAUUAUACUGAACAUGGGCAUGACAAGAUGAUAUCUUUCAUUGAAACGUGACAUUCAAUAGUCGAGUCUACAACUCGUUUGGCAGGCCGUCAAAACGCCCAGACAAGAUAUUUUAACACAGAAAGCCAUAGCCAAUAGUAUUGUAGUCAUGUACAGUAGCAAAACUACUCCCCUUAAGCGUAAAGGGCUGAUUAUGGUCCCUCGUCCACGUAACGCAAGGUUCUGGUGCGUAUCUCAAAAAUGUUAACCUCCCGUCGAGGCGACGCAGCAGCGAGGGCUGUGAUUGGUCCGCUCACUAAAACCCGACGCAGAACCGAAACUGGUUCACGACUGCGUCGAAGCGUCUGCGUGGUCCUUGCGUUGCGUUACCGUGGGACCAUAAUCAGCCCUUGUCGCGAUAAGCAUAAUAGGAGGGUUUAUAGGAAAGGGAGUGGAGUCUUGGAAGCAGUGAACAUUUCGUUCAGCCUGUAUUUCAUUACCACAUUUGACACCACUGCUCCAACACCACUUCUGAGAACUUUGAAUGAACGGAACUCGAUGAGAAUACGCUCUCGAAUAGAUUGGUUCAGUGGUUCACUUUCUUUAAGAACAAAUCGACAAAUGCCAUGGAGGGCGAAGUCACCCUGAAUUACUCUGUCUUGGACUUUGGAUUCUCGUUUCUGGGGCUGGCUUUCUUCUUGGUUGACAUAGUGUUGGACAUAUGGGCAGCGGUGCAUUUCUACCAAGAAGGAGACUUCAUCUACUUGGGGCUUUUGGUGACGAUGCUGGCAGGCUCUUCGGUUCUUGGACAGCUCUUCAGCUGGUUAUGGUACCGUUAUGAGGACUGGGAGACACGCACUAGCACAGAGGGCUCAGUCAGCAAGAGGGUCCUUCAAGUUCUGCACAUAUUCCAGCUGGGCGUCUACAUCAGGUACGCAGGCGUGCUGGAGGUCGCUGUGUGCAGUUUCUCCUCAAGAAAGGAGCGCGAAUCGGAGAACGUGGCCGUGUACCUGUCCCACGACCUGUCCAUGCUGCGGCUCUUUAAGGCCUUCUCGGAGAGCGCCCCGCAGCUCGUGCUGAUGCUCACGGUCAUGCUGCAGACCGGGGACUGGCAGGACCCCGUGACAGUGCUGAAGGCCGUGGGCUCAGCCUCGGCCAUCGCCUGCAGCGUGACCCUGUACCACCGCUCCCUGCGUUCCUUCCUCACGGACAAGGUCAAGCAGGGCCCCGUCUCCUCCCUGCUCUACUUCAUCUGCAACCUGCUGCUCAUCUUCCCGCGUCUGGCCGCCCUGGCCCUGUUCGCCUACGCCCAGCCCUGCUACAUCUUCGCCCACUUCCUGUGCUGCUGGGCCGUGCUCUUCUUCCUCGCCUGGCGCUGCGGCACCGAGUUCAUGGACAGCUCCGCCGGCGAGUGGCUGUACCGCGCCACGGUGGGCCUCAUCUGGUACUUCAGCUGGUUCAACGUCAGCAAGGGCCGCAGCGUGUACCGCGGCGUUCUCUACCACGCGUGGAUGCUGCUGGACCUGCUCCUGCUCUGUGGCCUGGCGUUCUGGCAGGCCCACAGAGCGCCGUGCAUCACCGGGGGGGUGCUCUCGCCGGACACGGUGGCGGCGAUGGGCGUCGUCGUCGUAGUGGUGUACGUGUCGGGCCUCCUGGUCAAAGUGCUGUACUACCAGCGCUUUCAUCCCAAGCUGGGUGAUGACACGAAAAAGCCCCUUCAGUUAGCUGCUGCUGCCGGAGACUUUACCGACGGGGGGGAGGAGGAUCGCGGCUUGGGUGACUACACCGAAGUGGAUUCCAUGGAGCCUCCUCCGGUGGAGAUGUUAACCGGGGGGGGGGAGGAGGUUGGGAGGGUGAAGAGACCAGUGAACAGAAGGAUGCAACACUUGGCUCAGAACUUCUACUCAUAGUCACUCCAGGGAGCGCUUGACAGACCGACUCAGAUGGACCUUUAAAAUAACCAUUUUUCACAAGGGCAAAUUUAUUUAUAUGUGUGCUACCAAUGCGUUUAUAUUGUGCUUUAUAUCUGUACAGCAAUUCAGUGACCUUAUCUCUGCCUUGGGGGGGGGUUCAUUCCAAAGUUCAACUUAAGCCCAAGAAGGAGCUUUGCAGUUUGGUUUUUUUCGUUGCUGACGCCAUCCAUAUCAGGUCAUCGUCCAACCCAUCUUUCCCUGGUCAAGGAUCAGUUCUGCACUUCAUUCAUAAGAAUUUAUGUUUAGCCAGGGCGUGGAACUGCGUUCGUCCCUUCACCAAUUUAUAUCUGAUCUCCUUCCCCAUUCAGAGUACAGCACAUGCACAGUUUUGUACACACCUUUUGUACUUGUAAUAUCGCUUCUUCUUUGACAGUAUUUGCUCAGCCUUGGAAAGAUGAAGGCUCAACAUGUGUGUGCGCGCGCGCACACACACACACACACACACACACACACACACACACACACACACACACACACACACACACACACACACACACACACACACACACACACACACACACACACACACACACACACACACACACACACACACACACACACACACACACACACACACACACACACACACCUUGUUCCAAUUGUGAGUACCGGUACCUUUCUCUAUUAAUUUAAAAAUGGCCAUGUACAGUACAUAAUAAAAAGAACAAUGAAGAAACCGUUAAA